AGCUCGGGGUUCCAUCGGCAAGAGGGGGGGGGUCCUUUCCUGUCGGAGAUCUCCAAGCGCAGGCACCAUGGCCGAGGCCCGUCAGGCAGCGGCCUUCCGCCUAGACCUCGGCCAGGGGACUCCAGGACAGUGGUGGAAUCCAGCCUUGAAGGAAGUCGGUCUUGCUGGGCUGCGCUCCUGGAAGCGGAGCCUGGCCCGGUGCAGGGACGACGUCCUAUGCGGAGCUUGCCCGGCUGGCCUUGCCAGUGGCUUCUUCCUCCUCGCCGCUAUCCAGGGCUCACGGUUCAUGCAGCUGGACCCCUCUUUGGGGCUGGUGGACUGGAUCAAGGCCAGCCUCCCAGACUGGGGUGUGCGCUGGCUCCCAGGCUUCCAGGGGGCUCUGGCGGCCACCAUCUUCGCCGGGGGCCUCUGGAUGGCCUUGCUGCUGACCCUGCAUGUGGUACUGCGGCUCCUCCUCCGUUACCAGGGCUGGCUGAGUGAGACUCGUGGGACCCUGUCCUUGCCCACGCGCUCCUGGCUGGCUCUGGUCAGGAUCUUCUCCGGCCGUGGCCCGACACUCUACACAUACCAACGUUCCCUUCCCUGCCUACCCCUGCCCUCUGCAGAGGGUACUGUGGCCAAGUACCUGGAGUCUGUGCGGCCACUGCUGUCUGACAAGGAUUUUCGGGACCUGAGCAGCCAGGCCCAGACAUUCCUACACACGGAGGCCCCCCGGCUGCAAGCUCUUCUGGGCCUCAAGGCCUGGUGCUCAGCCAACUAUGUGAGUGACUGGUGGGAAGAGUACAUCUACCUGCGCUCCCGAAGCCCCCUACUGGGCAACAGCAACUUCUACAUCCUGGACUUCCUCUCCAAGGCCCCUACGCCUCUGCAGGCUGCGCGAGCUGGUAACGCUGUGUAUGCCAUGAUGAGAUUCCGGGAGCAGCUUAGCCGCGGGGAGAUUGAGCCUGCAACAGUGCUGGGGAUGCGCCCCCUGUGCUCAGCCCAGUACCGGCAAAUGUUCAACACCACUCGGGUCCCGGGGGUCUCCAGAGACCAGCUGUGUCAUGUCAGGGAUAGCCGCAGCCGCCAUGUGGCCGUCCUGCACCAGGGCCGCUUCUUCCGACUGGGAACCCAUGGGGGGCCUGGGGGCCGCCUGCUGAGCCCCCGUGUCCUGGAACAGAAGUUUCAGCGCAUCCUAGAUGACACGACUCCUGCCAGGCCCCUGGAAGAGCAUCUGGCCGUUCUGACGGCUGCCCCCAGGGCCCUGUGGGCUCAGGCUCGGGCCUCCCUGCAGGCCGGGGACAGGAGCACACGGGCUGCUCUGGAGAUGGUGGAAAAUGCCGCCUUCUUCGUGUGCCUGGAGGAGACCCCGGGGUCCUCCAAUACACCCCCUGAGGUGCUGCUGGAUGAGCUAGCACGCUCCUUGCUGGUGGGAACUGGCCACAGCAGGUGGUUGGACAAAUCUCUGAACCUCGUGGUCUUUGCCAAUGGACGCAUGGGGCUGAACGUGGAGCACGCCUGGGCCGACACCCCUGUCCCUUCGCACCUGUGGGAGGCUGUAUUGGCUGCCGAGUGCUUUGAGCUUGGCUACACGGCUGAUGGGCACUGCAGGGGGACCCCCAGCCCCACGGUGGGACCGCCUGAGCGGCUUCUGUGGGCUGUGCCCGAGGAGGUGGCCACCUCCAUCCCCCCAGCUCUGCAGAAGGCCCAGGCCUUGGCUAGGGACACCGAAUGCCACGUGCUCCCAUUCACCCACUUUGGGAGAGGAUUCACCCGGCGCUGCCACACCCCAGGAAGCAGCUUUGUGCAGCUGGCCCUGCAGCUGGCUAGAUUUCGGGACCAAGGCAGCUUCUGUCUGACCUACGAGGCUUGUGUGACAAGAUUGUUUUGUGAGGGCCGCACAGAGACCCUCCGGUCCUGCACGCUGGAGACCUGUGCUUUUGUCAGAGCUAUGGAGGACCCAGGGCUGACGGAUGCCCAGCGCCUGGCCCUCUUCCGAGUGGCAGCAGAGAAGCACUGGGCUCUGUGUCGGGCAGCCCUGACUGGCGAGGGCAUCGAUCGUCACCUCUUCUGCCUCUAUCUUGUCUCCUGCCUCCUCCAUCUGCCAUCCCCAUUCUUGACCCAGGUUCGGUCUGAGCGAUGGAAACUCUGCACCAGCCAGAGCCCAACGCGGCAGCCACAGCUGUUUGAUCCAGCCAGCCAUGUCGAUUACGCUUUCUGUGGGGGUGGCUUUGGGCCUGCAGAUGAUGAUGGCUAUGGUGUGUCUUACAUCUUCAUGGGAGAGAGUAUGAUCACCUUCCACAUCUCCUGCAAGGUCUCCAGCCCUGACACGGAUUCCCGGCGGUUUGGGCAGCACAUUCAGGACGCAAUGCUGGAUGUGGCCGCACUGUUUGGCCUAGGCAUUGGGCCCAGCACAAGGGCCCAGCCAGGUGAGGCAGCCAGGGAGGACAAGACUUCCAUGAAGACCCCCGGAGGGCCUGAGCCCCAGCAGUAAGGCCUCAGGGUCCUGAGGGGGCUGCCCUGAUGUUCUGGGGCUGGGGAGAUGGAGAGGCUCCGGGCAGGCCCCGAAGAUGACUGAUGAGCAAACUUGGCAUUAUGGAGUCUGGAAUAAUGGGGGCCACAAUUGUGCGCUGAGCCCAACCUCACCUGCUAUCUGCUCAUCCUCACCACUGUCCUGGGCCAGCUUCAUUGUCCCCCAUUGACCCGACCCCUUCCCAUAUCCUCAUCCCUAACGUGAACUCCAAUUCUGGAUCAAAGCCCCCUGCGCCAUCACCAACCACAGCCCCUCCCCAGGCAAGGGUCAACCCCACCUUACCCCAUUCCAUAAAUUAAGGUCAACUUCAAUUGUACCCCACUCCGCAGUCGAAACCUAGGCCCAACAUUCCUCCAUUCCAUGGGCUAAGGUAAACCCCAAGCUUAGCCCAUUCCAUAGGCCACACGUAGCCAUAACUCCAGCUGAUCCACAGGCUAAGCUGAGCCCCAAUGAUAGCCUUAAAUGCAACUUGAUCUCAGCCCAAUCACAGGCCUUCCUCAGCUUCAAGCACCCCCAAGCCCGGGCCAUCGUCUUCAACAACACCCUAACCUCAAUUCUCCGUCAGGCCAUUCCAAAUACCUACCUUCACUCAUCAUCAGCAACAAUGUCAUCUGAACCUGAGCCCCAGACUCAUUCCAGUAUCUGCUCAGAGUCAAAUUAAGUCCAUCCCAAACUACCCACAGGCCGACCUCAGCCCCAACUGCAUCAGAACAUCCAACUACCUACAGGCCAACUUCAAUGCAACCCUUAACCAAAUUCACUUAAAGAAGCAAUUAUUAAGCACCUACUUUGUGCCAGUCAGUGUGCUUCAAGCUGGGAAAAUAGAGACAACAGUGAAACAGUCCCUGCCCCCAAGGAUAUUUAUUGGGUGGAAACAACAUGAGCAUGGAUGAAGAAAUAGAAAGACACAAAGGGUCUUUGUUGUUUUGGGUGGAUGGGAGCAUUAACAGUUAGAAAGGUUUGUUGUAGGAGGAGAGAUCUGACUGAACCCUGAAUGGAGCUGAGGAUUCCAAGAAUUGGGGAACCUUUUAGAUGUGGAAGAUGAUGGCUUGUGAAAAGGCAUGGGUCAGUUGUUAGACCUCCAGGCCUGGAGUCAGGAAGACUUCAGUUCAAAUCUUGCCUCACAUUAGCUGUGUGACCCUGGGCAAGUCGCUUAACCUUGGUCUGCCUCAGUUUCAUUACUUGUAAAAUGGGAAUAAUAGUAGCACCUAUCUCCCAGGGUUGUUGGGAAGAUCAAAUGAGAUAUUUGUAAUGUGCUUUGCUAACCUUAAAGAGCUGUGUAAAUAAAUUCUAACCAUUGUUACGGUGAUGAUGAUAAUGAAGAAGAAAAAGAACAAAUAGACAAGUU
Dromiciops gliroides (monito del monte) is the source of this 3860-nucleotide messenger RNA. It is a transcript of the gene CPT1C, whose product is annotated as carnitine palmitoyltransferase 1C. Gene Ontology annotation, biological process: fatty acid metabolic process; carnitine metabolic process. The coding region runs from base 68 to 2473 and encodes 801 amino acids. Gene Ontology annotation, cellular component: mitochondrion. Gene Ontology annotation, molecular function: carnitine O-palmitoyltransferase activity. The transcript has 19 exons. The record is from RefSeq and is a predicted model, not a curated record. Lineage: Eukaryota; Metazoa; Chordata; Mammalia; Microbiotheria; Microbiotheriidae.